Messenger RNA from Cyprinus carpio (common carp), 2183 nucleotides. RefSeq names its product purine nucleoside phosphorylase-like. Gene Ontology annotation, biological process: nucleoside metabolic process. Gene Ontology annotation, molecular function: purine-nucleoside phosphorylase activity. Gene Ontology annotation, cellular component: cytoplasm. The record is from RefSeq and is a predicted model, not a curated record. NCBI's taxonomy places the organism in Eukaryota, Metazoa, Chordata, Actinopteri, Cypriniformes, Cyprinidae.
ACCUUGAAGUCAUUUGAGAGAUUACUCUGUCUCUCUCUUUCUCUCUCUUAUCUGUUCUGAUAAGACAAGUACACAUGUUUUCCAGGUGCUGUCAGCCAGUGACUACCUGUGACUGAGAUCAUGCACACCGAGGAAAACUCAUGCUGCUGUUCCUUUGAUGACUGCAAACUGACUACAGAAUGGCUGCUGAGCAGGACGAGACACAGGCCAAAGAUAGCUAUCGUGUGCGGCUCUGGACUGGGACUUCUCACAGACAGUGUCUCAAAUAAACAGACCUUCCGCUAUGAGGACAUUCCCAAUUUCCCAGUGAGCACAGUUCCUGGUCAUGAAGGGAGCCUGGUGUUUGGUCAAAUCAAAGGCAAGUCAUGUGUCUUCAUGCAAGGAAGGUUCCAUCUCUACGAGGGUUACUCAUUGUGUAAGGUCACGUUCCCCGUGCGGAUCUUCAAACUGAUGGGUGUGGAGACCAUUGCUGUGACAAAUGCCUCGGGAGGUCUUUGUCAGGAUUUCAAAGUGGGAGACAUCAUGGUCAUUAAAGACCAUAUUAACUUGCCAGGGUUUGCUGGACAGCACCCACUGUGUGGACCCAAUGAUGAACGAUUUGGGAUCCGGUUUCCUUGCAUGUCUGACGCAUACAGCAAAGACCUGAGGAAACUUGUUUUGGACAUCACUGCUGAGCUGGGCUACUCUAAUUUUGUGCAUGAGGGUGUCUACUGUAUGGUUAGUGGACCCAACUUUGAGACCAUCGCUGAGGCACGCAUGCUGCACAUCUUGGGGAGCGACUCUGUUGGCAUGAGCACGGUUCCUGAGGUGACGGUAGCCAAGCAUUGUGGACUGCGGGUCCUGGGUCUCUCACUGAUCACCAACAAGGUUUCUCUGGACUACAGCCACGAGGAGAAAGUGAAUCACGAGGAGGUGCUGCAGAUCAGCAAGAUGAGAACUGAGAUGCUCAAGAACGUGCUCGUAACCUUCAUCGCUCGCUCUCACCAAGUGGAGACCAUUAACAACAGCAACUGCAUCUACUCAAAUGCCAUGUAGGUUCAAUCAAACCAGCUCAAUUGAGGGCACUGUUGAAGUCAUGUGAAUGUACGCUACAGAUCUUAAAGGCUUCAUGUUAUGCUUAGCCUUUUUUAUCUGGUUGGUUGAAAAUUCUAGUGAUGAGAAAUUUUGUAUAUGUGACAAGAUCAGCAAUUGUAUUACGCCCCGUGUAACAAUAUUUAGUUGAUUAGCGUCAGCAGUUAGCCCUUGCUGUUAGAUGCAGUAACUACACCUAUACCUCUAUAUAAAAUAAAUAUUUGCUAUUCUAUAAUUUUUAUUCAGCAUGUUUUUGAAGAAUGUUUCAACUGUUUUUGUCCAUACAAUGAAAGUCAAUGGGGUCCAAAACAACACUGGACCCCUUUGACUUUCAUUGCAUGUAUUCAAAAAGAAAGAAAUAUAUUUUUGUGUAUGUGUUCUACAGAAGAAAGUCGUACAGGUUUGUUAAACACAUGAGUGUGAGUAAAUGAUCCAUUUCAGUAUCCAUUCCAAAAGUUUUCAUAAAUGUUUACGACUUAUGUAUUUAGCAUUUUCACAUAACCAUUCUUAUCCCCAUUUGUUUUUGCACCAUUGAGUUUUCCAUUAUCAUAAGCGUAUGCUAUGGACAUAGAUUUAUCAUUUUCAGCGCAUCAUGAACCAAACAACUAAUAAUAAUAAUAAUAAAGCGAUUUAGAAGUAACUGAUCAAUUUAUCCAUACUAUUAUGCGUCUAUUUUGACAGAUUCCUAAUGUUAAUAAGAAAUUCAUCAAAAUCUAAAUAUUAAUGACUAAUGUUCAAAUUAGCAGAAUGAAAUGAUAAAUCAGUGCAUUAUCUGUUUGGAUAGACUUUUGAGAGGAAGCAUUGGUGAUCAUGUUAAACACUGGUGGACUUGAUUGUUUUAAAUCAAUUUCCAAUAAAACAGCAAAUCUCAUUUAUAUUAUAUGGUAUCUCAAUAUCUGAACUGUAGAUGAGUUUUUAUAUGCAGGUGUUGCUUUAUUCAUGUCUCAGUAAAAAUACCAGCUUGGGGCAAAAUAUUUUGAAUUACUCAUUUACUGACAAAAACUUUCAAUUUUGCUCCUCUAAGAUGUAACUCUGAGGGUCAAAAAGUAAUUCCUCUAAUUAGCACCAUCUUAUAAUGAGUAUUCUUAUCAAUAAAAUGGAUUUUUACCUAA